This is a messenger RNA of Fraxinus pennsylvanica, 1134 nucleotides long. The record is from the annotation of a GenBank genome assembly. NCBI's taxonomy places the organism in Eukaryota, Viridiplantae, Streptophyta, Magnoliopsida, Lamiales, Oleaceae.
AUGCAAAUUUCUGCAAUCGAAGAUCACUUGGUUGAAGCAUAUUGGAAAUCAUAUAACCAGAUCCUAUACCAUUUGAUGGAAAAUACAGAGCAAAGGCAAGCAGAGAAUAUCAACUGGGAUGAAGCAUUUCAUCUCUAUGCUAAUGUGAUUGCACACGAGAAUGAUGCUCUGCAGGUUAAGGCAACAAUCAAGCUAGCAAGGAUGUCCAACCGUGCCCCUGAAAAUAUUUUGUCAAUCACUGUGCCAAUCCUAGUGGAACUUCUUGAAAGCCCAUCUCGCAAUCCGAGUCCACCAGUUCAGGAAGCCUCUGCUUACUGCUUGAAAUGCAUUGCUUGUAUAGGAGAAGGCAAACUAGCCAUUCUUAUUGGGCAAUCAGGUGUCAUUCCUAUCCUUCUGCGAUUAUUACUAAAUUCUGAUGGGAGCUUUCGGAAAGGUUUAUUAAAAUGCCUCCGAAAUGUUGUUACAUUUGGGGAACCAAAUCGCUUGAUUGUAGCUAGUAAUGGUGGAACUGAGAUUGUUCUUAAUAUGCUGGAUUCCUGCUCAGAUGAUUCAAUGUUAAUUUUGUCAGAAAUCUUGAGUGCAUUAGCUCUAAAAAGAGAGGUUAGAAAGCUCAUUCUCAGUUCAGGUGGUGUCUGGUUUCUUGUUGAAUCUGCUAGGCUUGGCAGCUUGAUUUCUAGAAGUCGAGCUGCUCAAGCAAUUGGCUUACUUGGAUUAAUUAAACGAGCAAGACGAGAACUUGUCAAUGCUGGUGCAAUACCAGUGCUUAUGGAAUUAAUAAACGACGGGGAUAUGUCAAUGAAAUUAGUGGCUGCUAAUGCACUUGGUGUGAUCUUAACUGAUGCUGAUAACAUUUGGCCAAUUGCUGAAUCAGGAGUCGUUCCUCUGUACACCGAGCUACUCGAGGGGUCAGAUCCCAUUGGUAGGGAGAUUGCUGGGGAUGUAUUGUAUACAUUAGCUACUGUUGAAGAAAAUGCGUUUCCAAUUGUGAAACACUUAGCUGGUAUCCUUACCGGAGAUAACGAUGAAGCAAAAUCUUUAGCAGGUGAUAUUUUGCGCCAUCUCUUGGAUUGUCACAAGCACUUCCUACCCUUCCUAUUUAGGAGCCCUUUCUGGCAGGCAAUUGUUAUAAGAUAG